AUGCAGGUGACUCUGCGGUCCGCAGCCGCUCUGGCUUUCUUUGUCCUUUCUUUUUGCGAUAUGGACAACUGGUGUAUUGAGACUCGGGCAAUGACAGCAGCUGUUGUCUCUUCUGAUACUGUUUCCGCUACCGACUCAAUCUACGCUGCGUCGCCAGUCCAUAGCUCAGGCGUAGCGGUCGAAGCGAAACACCAGGGAACACGUGCAGCUGAUCCUUUGGUGACGUCGAAGAGCAGCCCACUAACGAAGAAAGCGGAGGCAUUACGUCGUAGAAGAAUAACGACUGCGGCAUCGGUGGGGGCUGUGCUAACAGCGGUCCUAGGGCUACUGGUGGCUGUUGCCAAGUUGCAGCAGUGCCGGCGAAAGUUGGUGACAGAUACCAAUGGAACCACUGAAGGACACACAGGACGCAGACUCGCAGAUGGCGGUGAUGACGAGGACGACUGCGUGGAGGAAGUAUGCAUUCUCGGCGACGAGGUUUCUCCACGAAGUCAGAAAGCUGCCCGGACAAUUCAUCCGGUGGUUUGCGCUAUCUUGCGGACUUUCUACUGUGAUUCACGAGUCUCCCCAGCGUUGCAUCUACCUGUGCUACUCAGUAGGGAUACGUGUGGUAGAGUGACGCUUUAG
This is a messenger RNA of Toxoplasma gondii ME49, 627 nucleotides long. Its product is annotated as Toxoplasma gondii family B protein. The record is from RefSeq and is a predicted model, not a curated record. The transcript has 3 exons. NCBI's taxonomy places the organism in Eukaryota, Apicomplexa, Conoidasida, Eucoccidiorida, Sarcocystidae. The coding region runs from base 1 to 627 and encodes 208 amino acids.